Messenger RNA from Schistosoma margrebowiei, 4650 nucleotides. NCBI's taxonomy places the organism in Eukaryota, Metazoa, Platyhelminthes, Trematoda, Strigeidida, Schistosomatidae. The record is from the annotation of a GenBank genome assembly.
ACAAAGGUUGUAUGUUGUACUCUGCCGAGGGCGCUUGGUUUAUGCUGCUUUUCCGAUAAUGGCACUUUCUGUAGUAAAGGGGAAGCUAGAAAGAGUGCUUGAUAAAAAUCCACAAGAUCUUGUUCGCGGAAUUAGGAAGCACGGUGUGGAUGAGGCCAAAUACAUAGGUCAAUGUCUAGAUGAAAUUAAAAAUGAGUUGAAAGACAGUUCAUUUUCAGUCAAGGCCAAUGCCAUUAGCAAAUUAUUAUACAUUCAAAUGCUUGGUUAUGAUACCAGCUGGGCUGUGUUCAAUAUCGUUGAGGUUAUGAGUUCUCAGAAGUUCACGUUCAAACGUAUAGGGUAUUUAGCAGCUUCUCAGAGCUUUCAUUCUGGUACAGAUGUCCUCAUGCUUGCCACUAAUCUUAUUCGCAAGGAUUUAAUGAGCUGUAACUUGUAUGAUGCUGGAAUCGCCUUAUCGGGUGUUGCAUGUUUCAUUAAUCCAGAUCUUGCCACGGAUUUGUACUCUGACAUUCUAAGUCUGAUGAAUUCUCCAAAACCAUAUUUACGAAAGAAAGCCGUAUUGUUACUAUACAAAGUUUUCCUUAAUUAUCCUGAGGCACUUCGUAUUUGUUUCCCACAGUUGAAAGAUAAGCUGGACGAUCCAGACCCAGGUGUACAAUCAGCGGCUGUUAAUGUAAUAUGUGAAUUGGCACGUAAAAAUCCAAAGAAUUACCUAUCACUUUCACCCAUAUUUUUUAAACUUAUGACUACAUCUUCAAAUAAUUGGGUUCUUAUCAAAAUCAUUAAAUUGUUUGGCACAUUGACACCUUUGGAACCAAGACUAGGCAAAAAGCUAAUCGGACCGUUGACCAAUUUAAUUCAUAGUACUUCAGCGAUGUCAUUGUUAUAUGAAUGUAUAAAUACAGUUGUUGCAGUAUUAAUAUCAAUAUCUUCGGGAAUUCCUAGUCAUCAAGCUUCUAUACAGUUAUGCGUUCAAAAAUUACGCAUCCUAAUUGAAGAUUCAGAUCAAAAUUUAAAAUAUCUUGGACUAUUAGCAAUGCGUAAAAUUCUGUUAUAUCAUCCACAAAGUGUACAACCUCAUAAAGAUUUAAUAUUAGGUUGUCUGGAUGAUAAAGAUGAAUCGAUUCGAUUACGUGCAUUGGAUUUACUACAUGGUAUGGUAUCAAAAACUAAUCUAAUGGAUAUUGUUAAACAUUUGAUGAUACAUAUUGGCAAUUCGUCAUCUGGUUUACAUUAUCGUAAUGAAUUAUUAAGUAAAGUUGUGUAUAUAUGUUCACAAGAUAAUUAUCGUAAUGUUACAUCAUUUGAAUGGUAUGUUACUGUUCUUGUGGAAUUAGCCAGCAUUGAUGGUAUUCGAAAUGGUGAAUUAUUAGCUGCUCAACUUAUGGAUGUUUCCAUUCGCGUACCGACUGUUCGAACUUUCUGUGUUGAACAAAUGGCUAUAUUACUGGAUAUUAGUCAGUCGUUAACAAGCGGAGGUAAACAAAAUGCUAUUCAAGAAACACUUCGUGCAGCAGCAUGGAUAUGUGGCGAAUAUGCGGAUAAUCUAAACAAUCCAGAACAAACAUUGAAUUCACUUGUUUCAAUUGCCCUUGAACUACCCAGUCUAUCUAGUUCAAUUCAAGCCGUUCUUAUAUUCAAUGCUUUUAAAAUAUACAGUGUUGUCAUUAAAAGUAUGACUUUUAUAGCUAUUCAAAGCUUAUCUUCGACGUUUACAAAUAAAAAGUAUCAAGAAAACGGUGAACAUUUAAUUGAUACAAGUGACAACGAACAUCAUAAUAAUACUGAAACUGUAGAUGAUCAAGUUACAAGUUUAAAGAUUCUACAAAAUUUAAUUAUUCAUCUGAUAGAGUUGACAAAUUUUCUUAUGAAUAAAUUUAUCCAGUAUGUUCAUUCAUCUGAUUUAGAAGUUCAAGAACGUGCUGUAUCGAUUCACCAAGUAUUGAGUUUAGUGUCGAAGCGUUUUACAAAAAUCCAAUCCUUUUUAUCCAGUUCAUCAACCUUACAACAAAAUAAUAAUCCGUCAACAUUAAUUUUGGAUAGCGAUUUUUCUUCACCUUCACUAUCCAAUCAUCAAUCAUUGGAUAAUUUACCUGAUCAGUUUCAUAAUUCUCAACUCAUCAGUUCUAUUAAUAUUACUAAUAUCAAAAACAAUACAGGUGACAACAAGGUCGACACACAACUUCAUUCACGAAGUAAUUCAAUUCAGAUGGAUACUAUGCCUUCACUUACCUCCAUAGUAUCACCAUCUGUGAUUCUCAAUUUAAUUCAAUCAAUUGUAAAUGAACUAAGUGCUUUGUUCACCGGUGAAAUCAUUCCUGUAGCACCAAAAGCUCAGAAAAAAGUUCCUAUUCCCGAAGGGUUAGAUUUAGACGCUUGGAUUAAUCCACCAGUACCAGUUCGUAAACAACCGUGGACGAAUGCAUUAGAUUUUAUUGGGAAAUCUAUAAAUGACACUGAUGAUCAUCAUUCUAUUCAUUGGAACAAUGAAUUGGUCAAUAAUGAAUGUGAUAUAUUCUUUGGUUUACAAGAUAGUAAAUCUCAAACUGUUCAACUAACAGCUGAACAGUUGGAUGAGAUGCGUUCAAAACGGUUGCAAAAUCAACAAAGCAAUCCUAAUUACUUAAAACCGGUAAAUCCUAAAAAGAAUAAUUUAGAGAACUCAUUUAAUGAACAAAAUGAUGUUAACUUAAUCAAAAAUGGUGUUGAACAGUUAAGUCUAAAUGUAACUGAUUCUAACAAACAAUAUUGUCAAACACAAAGCAGUGCGCGUAAAUUGGCUACAUCCGAUCAGUUCGCUGCUGAAAUGCGUAAAAAGUUUCAAACUGCUGCGUCUGAUGUAGAACGAAAAUUAAGAUCAACAACGAAGAACAAUCAUUCGAAAAGCACCCAUAAGAAAAAACAUCCGAUCAUAUCACCGCCACCAUCUUCAUCGUCAUUAUCUUCAUUAACAAUUAAUAAUAAUUCUAAAUCGACUAAUCAGGUUGAAAAUACUCAGGAAGAAAAUAAAAUAGAUUAUAUUAUAAAAGACAAAUUUACUUCACACGUUGUUCGUUGUGAUUAUGAUAUGCCCGAGGGAGUGUCCAUAGAUAAUGAAUCGCCAAGUGAUACUGAAAACGCUAAUGAUCCACAUCAUCGACUAAAUAUUGUAUUGGAUAAUAUUAUUACACAAGAUAACAAUAAAUUGCCACAUUCAAUUCCAUCUCAACAUAGUAAACAUUCAACGAUUCACAAGACUUCACCAAGGAAGUCUUCAAAAUUAUCGUCUAAACACCAUAAAAUGAAUAAAGAAAAGGUGGAUAAUAAUAAUAAUCAACUAGCGAAUGAAUCAAUAUCUUCCGAAAAUAUUAAUUAUGAGAAUUUAUUGAAUAACAAUGAUAAUAAUACAACUUAUCAUCGAUCAGGCUAUGAAGCAUUCGACUCAGAUAUAAAACAAACUAAAAUUUUAUCAUCACAAAAAGUUCGUUUGAAAUCAUCAUUGAAUUCUCAUCAUAAUGAUAAUAAUAGUAAAAACAAACAAUCCCCUAAUAAUUCACCAAUACCAUCCGUUCCAUAUUGUAAUAAAUCCAUUAUUAGUAGUAACAAUGAUAAUAUAUCUAUACCUGAAACUAAGUUCUGUAUAUCAUCAUCAGUAAUAAAUACUGACAUGUUCACUUCCCUUUUGUCAACCGGUGAAUUGAAUUCAUUCCAAUCAACAAAAAUUUGUUGUCCUAGUUUAUUGUCAAUUAUUCGUCAAUCAGAAAAGUCUAAUUCUCUAAUAAUGCAUACAAAUAAAAUUUUUUCACAAAUAAUAUCUGUACUUGAAAAGAAGAUACCAUGUUUAGUAAUUGACUCUUUGGAUAAUCGUGCCGCUUCACUCUACACAGAAUACAUUCCACUCAGAGAACCGUUAUGCAUCUUAAUGAAAAUAUCCGUAAUUUUUUUGUCUUCUGUGAUUGAUACUCAUCAAUAUGAAAGUUGUGGUACUCUCUUUUCUAUCUCUCCCCUCUUCGUUGUCUGUAUUCUUUUAUUUCGCCGUUUCGCAUACAAAUUUCCUUUUCAUUUCUUUUAUUUAUUCCCAUUGAUGAUUUGUCUAGUGUUUAUUUUCUGUGUGUUUACAUUUCCCUUCGGGUAACUAGUGUGUGUAUGUAUAGAUUAACACUAUCUUAGUACGUUACAGUUAUCUAGAUGAAAUAAUUCAACUAUGUGUAGAAUGUUUAAUUUUUUUAAAGAAGGAUUAGAAACUAUUAUGCAUCUGAUUACUCCAUGUAAUAUUAAUAAGAGUUCUUUUCUAUUAAUGCAAUAUUAUAAACUAUUCGUCAUUUUCUGUGCCUAAAUUUAACAUAACAAAUUGAAAGAGAACAAAUCAACAAUCUUGAAUGAAAUCUAUUGCAAUAAAUUAUGUAAGAAUUUCGAAAUAUGAGUACAUGUGAUGUGAUAUGUUAUACACUCAACUUAUACAUAUAUGUCUAUAACCUUGCCACCAAGUGCCAUAUAGCACAAAACCUCUACGUCCAUGGUAUCCUGCCGACUACCACCAAUCACCUAACAAUUAUUUUUAUAGUUGAGAUCAUGAAUCAAUUAAUCUCAAAUAUUAAAUUACUAUAAUAUCCACAAAAACCCCUUUCUGAAUUAUUUUUAUACAUCAAAAUAUACACCACUCAAUUAUUU